CUGGCCGGUACUAAUACGUGUACAUGUACUAUGUAUACAUUGCAUGUGACAUGUUUAGAUAGAUUAGUGUGCUCUGCUGGAACAUGAACAUUUUGCAGGAAGAUUAACCAGUUAACAUGGAUGACGAAUCGGGGAAAGACGGUUCUGUCCCUUUGAGUGGGGCACUGUAUCACGAAGUAGCUCCACAAAAGGUUUUGGUUACCAAGGCGUUUGUUGGUCUCACUGCUUUCAUGAUUGUGCUGUCAGUGAUCUUUUGUUUCAUCCGAGGGCAUGUUGAUUUCACCUAUUAUCUCAUGGCCAUCAACAUCCUCAUAAGUGCCAUUAUCAUCUUGUUCUCAUGCUUCUGGUACAAGACUGGAGAUUUGGAUCCGACAAAAUGGUGGUUCCUCAUCCUGGUCGGGACAGUCGUCAUCUUUCAGUGCAUCACGACGGACAUCUAUGUUUUCCAACAUGAGAACCCCAACAGCACGGCGCCCACAGUCGCCCCCCCACUCACUACACCAAACAGUGGGGGACCUCAAACGUUCCAACCGGCCUCCACAGUCAAGUCACUACUAGAGGCAUUAGGGGGGAGUGGUCAGCCCGACUGAAACGGACAGCAGACCCUUGGCUAGAAUUGUCAGGGAGGGUUUCUUUGAGGAGGAAUCUCCUCCUCUCAUUACAAGGCCAAUCCCCAAAUUAAAUGCUUCCAUUUACCCGAAUCCUAACCUAGAAAAUCAUGCAGAACCUAUGUAUCUUUGUGUUAAAAAUGAUUAUAAAGAUUACACUUUAUGGUGCCAACUUCAGAGCAAAGAGUUUGUGUACGUUAUGCCGUAUUUUUGUAGCUUUUGUUUUGUCUCUGAAAGCUGGUCAGAAUGAAAAAGUGUUUUGUUCAGGUGUGCUUCUGCAAACUUGUCCCUUCAAAAUUGUGACAUUCUUUAAUGACUCAGCGAGUGCUUUUAGUGUUAUUUAAAUAUGAACAGUGUUAAAUAUGGCAGUGUCAUUUACUCUUUGUUCAAAGUGGAGAGAAAAUUACUGACACUGGUAACCCUAAUAUUUUUGGCUGAAAACAUCCAAAGAUUUUAUCCACUUGCCAAUUCUAUUGUUUGUUUGUUUUUUCAGUGUAGCAGCAAAUGCAUUUUUUUUUUUGGUUUGGUCUGAAGAGAUCCCCAGAAACCUGACAAAUUAGGUACUGGGCUGUGAUAAUGUGGAUUAUUAAAGGUGUAAUUGUGCUAAAGAGAAAGGGGUCCUUAUGAAGGGCCAGCUACUAUAUAUUUUGUUGUUUCCACUUAUAAAUACAUAUCAUUUCGCCCCAACUAUAUAGGACAGUCAGUCCCAGGAAUUCCUGCCAAAGUAUAGCAUAGAAUACCAGUAUGUGCAAUGGCAUGUGUCAGUGUCAUUUGGUUUAUGUAGAUCCAUGCAAACAGAACCUUGUGUUAGUUUAUUCAUGAAUGAAUAACCAGCCCAAUUACAACAUUACAGUUCGGGGUGUCCCAAGUACAGUUUGGACUGAUGCCAUUAUUGGGAUGUAACAUUAUUAUUCUUUGUUUUGCCAGUCAACCAAUAACGGUGUUUAUCAUAAUUCCAAUAAAGUCUGGUCUUUAGUUUUGUUGAACUCCUCUAUGCUAUUUACAUGAUGAAAAAAGGUAAAGAAACAAAACAGGUUCGUGUUGGGCAUCAUUGCCCACUUCGUUUUUGAGGGUCACAGCGAUUUAUUGUUUAUUUUACCAGAGGGAAAAUGAGGACAGAGAAUGCAAGUAAGUUGACUGGUCAAUCAAAAAUAGAAAACCUGCUAGUCAGAAUUUCCGUCUUGAUGCAGUUGGUCAGUUUCCACAUUGUGCGAUUGUUCAUUUUGACCUCCCAACAUGUUUUCACACGGCUGCGACCAAAUACAUGUCCUUGGUUUUGCUGUAAAUUGCACCCGCAUCAAUGGAAGUGGUUGUAUAUUUACGUCUUGUGAUACAGUCCUACAGACUAACAACAAACGGUAUAAACCACUUGAGAUAGAUUGAAUUAUCUUCAAUUUCUUGUCUAACACGUCUCUUUCAUUUUUGGAGAUCGAAAUUUUUAAAAGGAAUGGUGGCAAGUCUUCAAAGUAAAAAGCCUUGCCCCUUGUCCCCCGAAACCCAGACGCUAAAAGUUAUUACUUGGCCUACUUUAAUACAUAAAGAUGAAGAUACCCACUCAAGCCAUAUCAAAUUGAAAUUAUGAUUAUGAAUUUGAAAUAGAUUGAAGAUUACCGAGAGUAAA
Molecule: messenger RNA, 2229 nt
Organism: Acanthaster planci (crown-of-thorns starfish)
Lineage: Eukaryota; Metazoa; Echinodermata; Asteroidea; Valvatida; Acanthasteridae
Source: RefSeq, a predicted model, not a curated record